Messenger RNA from Durio zibethinus, 1005 nucleotides. The record is from RefSeq and is a predicted model, not a curated record. Lineage: Eukaryota; Viridiplantae; Streptophyta; Magnoliopsida; Malvales; Malvaceae.
UCCAGUUCUCAGGCUUUCCCCGCUUAAAUUUGGUUUCAAUAGUUAUUUCCCUGGUUUCUAAGCGGUCAAAACUACUGAAAAAAUGGCGUCUGUGAUAGUUUUCUUGUUUAUUUUAGCAACCCAAGUGUCAGCCUUCCGUGUUUGUCCCAAAUGUGGUAAAAUAAGAGUUCCAUAUCCACUUAGCACUGAUGAAAACUGUGGAGAUCCCAGGUACAGAAUCUACUGUAACAAUGGUACAGUCCUGGAGUUCAUGUCAGCUCCAGGGUUUUACUAUAAGAUUCUCAGCAUUAAUCCCUGGACUAAUAGGCUUGUUAUAAGCCCACCCCUGAUACAGGAAAACACUUGUUAUUCUACUGAUCUUGGUGUAGGGGGUUUACAACUCGAUGAGAACUUACCCUUCAACAUAUCCACUCGUAACACUGUCAUGUUGUUUAACUGCUCUGAUAACAUUCUUUUAUCCCCAUUGAAUUGCUCUUCAAGCAGCUUCUGUAGGCAGUUUGUGGAUGUCAAGGAGGGAUAUGGCUGCAAGGGAACACUUUGCUGCCAUUUCUUGAAAGAUGCAUCCAUGACCUCACAUAGGAUCAGGGUCAGGCUUGGAGGCUGCACUGCUUAUACUUCUGUGGUUGAUAAACAGCCUGAUGAUCCCAUUGAAUUUUGGAACUUCGGCAUUGAGCUGCAAUGGUUGCCUCCAUUCUGAAUAUUUUAAGUUAGUACUUUCUUCGACAAGUUAUGUCAUGCAUCCUGGUUCCUGGAAUAAUGUUAACUUUCUGUCGUACGUAGCUGUUCAACUCUGCUUGUUAUGCUGUAUCUUUGGUUGCUUGGUUUUCAUUGUAAUAUCACUGAAUAAAUUUCCAUGUUAGACUCCUUCCGUAGUUUUGUGAAAACAUCAGCCAAAUGAAUGAAGUGGAGCAUGGUUUUACUUUCUCAACUUUAAGCCAGUGCUAAGGCCUGGGAAAGCUGAAGUUGCUUAGGAACUGGGCUUCCCUAGGCCCAGGUUAGAUUGUU